Aedes aegypti (yellow fever mosquito) is the source of this 2117-nucleotide messenger RNA. RefSeq names its product cell wall integrity transcriptional regulator CAS5. Bases 261 to 1847 code for a protein of 528 amino acids. The record is from RefSeq and is a predicted model, not a curated record. The transcript is spliced from 2 exons. NCBI's taxonomy places the organism in Eukaryota, Metazoa, Arthropoda, Insecta, Diptera, Culicidae.
UUGAAUAGGAGUGGGGUUCGACGGUUGUUCCGAGCUUGGGGUGUAUGUAGAUUGCAAUUGUGAUUUGUCUUUAUUCAAGUUCAGUGUGAUUUGUAAGCCUGGAGUGUACACUUUCGCUUUUUCGAUAUUCGUUCGGAUAUGUGUUGAAUACCAGCUAUCGGAAGUACUGCAUUUGUUUUGGAAAUGCUGAAUUGAAAUAGGAAUUUAAUCCAGUUAAAAGUGUCAUAUAACGCGUGAUCAACCUAGGCUAGAUAGUGAACAUGAAGGCAACGAACUUUAUAUUAUUGAUAUGUAUGGUACAAAUAAUUGCGGCGAAGCCAUUUCUUGAAAACCUGCUGAUUCAAGUAGCUCACUCACUUUCAUCCUCAACUCCUGACGACCCAAGUUCGCAUGUUAGUGAUUUUCGCUCCCAGCCUAGGGCGGAUUCGCGAUCUGAAAAUUAUGAAGUGGAACCAAUGGAUGACGACAAAAAUAGCACUGUCAGUGAACAACAAGAUGAAUCGACACCCACACCGCCGACGGGAAUCCUUUCCAACGUGAAAGGAUUUCGGUUAUUUCCGUGGCUGAGGAGCAACAACAAUAGCACCGAGAUGUAUUCCGAUAUAAUUGGCAACAUAAUUGGAUCAGCACGUGAACGGAUCACGACUGCCUUUCAGCGUCUUAUAGCUCCUUUGCAACGACAUCGACAACUGUAUCACCGCCAACAAGAAGAACAAAUGCAACCACAUGAAAAGGAUGCUGCAAGCGAAAACUUAAUGAAUCCAUUUAUUAGGAAUGAAACAAGCAAGAGCACCAACAGUUCAAAUGUUGCGGCCGUCGUUGACGAUGAGUCCAAAUUGUUUUCCAAUACAAGCGAAACUCCACCUCCUGAAAAAAUGAAUCACGACGAAUCAGCAUUAGGAGACAAAGAAAUCUCAUCAGAUGCAGUUUAUCAGACGACGGAAAAUAAAAACAAUGACCAAGUUGAAACUAGUUCGGAAUUUGUGGGAUUAGCAUUGCCUAUUGAGGAAUCUAACCAGCCAAAAGUAUCAUUUCAUCUCGACAGCGAUUAUGCUUUCGAAGCAAAUGAGUCUGGCAUUAUUGGUCCUAUUCAGGCAGAAAAAGGGUUUCUAGCGAAAAGAUUAGAACACAUCUCCAAGCGGCUAAAUGAGACUCGCAAUCAAUUUCGAGCUAGAACAAUACAAGCCGUCUCUUCUCUGGUUCCACUUGUACAACUAGUCGCCGAACGUAGAAGAAGAGGCCGCAAAAUCGUCAAUUCAUUGGAAACAGAAACGACAAGUGGUGGCUCGAUGAUGCUGGAAAAUUAUGGCACGGCAAAAAAUAAUGAAGAAAAUAAUUUUCCUUUACCGCCGCAUUUAUCUCGUCUGUCUAGUAAUUUAUUGGCUCUGCAUCCCAGGAGUAAGGAACGCCGAGCUGCCCUAGUGUUUCAGAACGCAUUCAACAACUAUGCUCAACUAGUAAUUAAUGGUCGAAACGCAUCUACAGGCGAUGGAAAUUCAAUCUCGAACACGAUUGAACAAAAAGACGGAAAUGACAAUUAUUCUGCUGGCGGGGAUGCAGGUGAUGAUGGCGAGGGCGGAAGCGACGCCAACAACGAGGACGACAACGACGACGACGCCGACGACGAUGAUGACGACGAUGAGUAUGGCAACAAGGACGACAUUGGAAUAGCCGGUGAGGAAGUCAUUGAUAACAACGUCUCUAGCCGUGCAAGCCGUAUUUCAGCCACCGAACGAAUGAACAUGCAAAGCAUAGCAACGGUCGGAAUAUUAAUUCUUGAAGUGUUCGGUUCAAUAGCGGGCUUAACCUGGGGUGCAUUCAACCAACUACAAUUGCUUUUUCCGUAGUCCGUAGUCAGUGUCAUUGUUCGUGUCCUCGAAAGGAGAUUUAAUCGUUGUAAUGCCUCCUUUUGCGUUGGGUUUGUGCUUCGGGAAGCCACCCACGAUAACGAUCAAACUUGGCGUCUGCUUGUAACGAAUGUGUGAUAAUGUCAAAUGGGUUACCAACCUUGUUGUAAAUAAACUAUAGUUGUUAUACGCAAAAUAAAGUGAAUAAUUUUAAGCUGAUUAGUAUUCGAUACCCGUGCGCAGUCAGGAAGCGUUCAUGUUUUAUUAUGA